Messenger RNA from Rana temporaria (common frog), 3967 nucleotides. RefSeq lists its product as uncharacterized. NCBI's taxonomy places the organism in Eukaryota, Metazoa, Chordata, Amphibia, Anura, Ranidae. The transcript is spliced from 9 exons. The record is from RefSeq and is a predicted model, not a curated record. Bases 85 to 2451 code for a protein of 788 amino acids.
GUCACCGUCAAGCUGGAGAAUCAAAACUGAAAGUAUUCAUCUCGUACUUUGCUUUCAGUUUGCAGGUCGCCAUCGAGAAAAACAAUGGAUUCGAAAAUUUGGGCUUUCGAGCUCCGGGAUGAUCAAACGGUGAAUAAAAAGCCGGUGUCGCUGACCUUUCCUCGGCCGGAUGACAGCUCCUUGUACAUCGUCACCAAUGAGAAAAGCAAAUGCCACCUUUUACAGGAGCCGGCCAACCGGAAAAACGUGGAAAAGAAGUUGGAGGAGAAGAAGAUGGAGGAGAUAUUCCAGUACGGCGGAUCCACCAAAGUCUUCUCUGUGACCAAUGGAACUGAGAACAAAUGGGAGGUGCGUUUGCUGCUGAGCCCCUCCGAGGUGAACCGGCUGUCCUCCGGCUUCAAUUUGAUUGGCUACCUCAGCACAUGCCUGGUAACCGCAGAGUCUCACAAAGCCUAUGAGAAACUCCUUCAUGGGGGCCACAAGGACACAGCGAAAGAGAUCGGCAGGAUGAUCGCCCCGUUCUUCUGCCUUCCGGAAGGUGACGUGGCCAGGCUGGAGAGCGACUGCUGCACAAAACUCAAGGGAAUGGUGAAGACCAUAGAGUCCGGCAUGGGUAAAAACGAGGCGGUGAUGGUGGCCGGAGGGCUGGCGGCUCUGAUGGCGGCUGAACUGGCCUCCUCUUUUGUAGCCUCCGACACGUUUGACUAUACGGGAGAGAAGACGGAGAGCGGGGAGGACCUGAAGGAGAAGAUCGAUCAGAUGGUCAAGGCGUCCAACAUACAGGCCGAACUUUUGGUGGUUUCACAUCAGGAGAAGUCGGUGUUCAUUAUAUUUCGGAACCCCUGUUCUGAUAACUGGGCUUCAGGUGGUAGGAAACGCAUACGGAGCGGAGAAACUUUCGAGUUUGGCCUUUCUCACAAAGUCUUUUCCAUCUCUGGAUCGCAAUCCGAGAUUCAAUUACUGCAAAGCCUACAAGAAUCCUAUGACAUGAUCGCCGUCUUCCACAUCGCCGCUUUUGCUGAACACUUGCUGAUGACUCAGAAGUGGAGGAAGACACUGGAUGUGCUCCUGAAGGACGGUCAAAACAAGGAGACGAUUACCAAGCUUUCCCAGUUUGCUGCUAAAUUUGUGUGUAGUGGGAAGUGUAAUGAGGAGAUCUUUCUAAGUUGUUUUAAAAAGGAGAUGAGGGAUACGUUGUCUAAGGUUAAAACAUUGAAAGUGGGUGGUGAGGCAAUAUCAGUGUUUGGUCUUUUGGUGGCUAUCAUGGCAGCUCUCAAGGUCAAAGCCAUUGCAGAUAAUCUCAUUAAGGAAAUCCCUCCCAGCAGUGAUGACGAUACAGAACAGCCUCUUGCUCCAGAAAGUCAACUUUCCAAGGUAGACCCUGAUUCUAAUAGGGGUGAUUUACCAAAAACACAAGAUGUUGUCCAUCCCGAGCCAGAAACCAUUGGUGCAAAUUUAAAAGGAAACGAUGAUACCGUUAAUGAAGAAGCAGUAACUGGUAACAAAGGUGGCAUAUCAGGAGGUUUAAGGGUUGGUCUUGGGGGCAAGAAUGAAGAUCUUACUAAAAAAGCCAACAGUGAAAACAAGGAGAUGGGUUUCUCUAGAACAUCUAGGGUUGGAGCACCAGAAACUAUAACAUCAUUGCCUAAUUCAGAUGAUAUUACACAUGUAUGCCCAAUAGAAAAGCCUUUAAAUGAGCAGUUACACUCAAACAAUGAUAAUCUAGUGAUUCGCAGUGAUAUCGAAACAACUGGACCACUGGGCUCUCCAGUUGAUGGCCCAUCAGCUGAAGAACCUCAAUCAGCUGAAGAACCUCAAUCAGCUGAGAAACGUCAAUCAGCUGAGAAACGUCAAUCAGCUGAAGAACCUCAAUCAGCUGAAGAACCUCAAUCAGCUGAGAAACGUCAAUCAGCUGAAAAACAUCAAGGUUUGCCUGAGAUCACCUCAACAGUUGAUACAUUAAACACUUGCAAGGACGACCGACAAGACCAAGAUGAAGUUAAAGAUCCAGGUUUAUCUCUAGAGAGUAUCUUUAGUAAGACAUCUGUAGGUCUUGUUCAUGAUCCCGAUAGUGGUUCAGGGACAACGUAUGAUGAAGAUACAACACCUGAUGUGCCAACCCCAACGUUCGAUUUAAACAUUAGUGGUGAGGAGUCUUUGACAUGGAACUUUCAAAAAUACCCAAGCACUCCAAUAUCACAGGAAAGAAAAGAGUUAGAUAUUGAUCAGCUGGGCCAAAGGGCGGACCACCUAUCUGACGUAGAUCAGGGAGGAGAAGACACGUCCAAUAGAUCUGUUGCCCAAAGCUCAUCAUUUCCGAUGCCGCUGAUCAUUCUGAUUCUUGCUUUGGUCAUUGGUUUAUUCAUUCUUCCCAGUCAGUGGACAUAUGUCUUAUUCACAGGCUUGGCACUGAUGCUGGGUGUGUAUCUGUUUCUCAGCAGUGAACCUUAGUGUCUUUUCGGUGGGGAUUCCUAAACAAAAUCUCUCACUUUGCUCAAUCAGGGCAAAGUUAAGGUUCUCUUGAAAGCCCACCACCACCCAGGGCUGUCUUAACUCAUGGGCACUGCCCAAGGGCCACAAGUGCACAGGGGGCCUAUGAUAAUCUUGCAUUUCAUCAUACUUGCCAACUGUCCCGGAUUUGCUGGGACAGUCACACUUUUUACUAAGCUGUCCUGGAUUUUCCGGGACAGUCACACUUUUUUACUAAGCUGUCCUGGAUUUUCCAGGACAGUCACACUUUUUACUAAGCUGUCCCGGGAAGGCUAUAUCUCAGGCAGCAUCAUGGAAUCUGGGCUUCAGGGACAGGAGCAGCCACUAGGAUAAAUCUACAAAUGGAACGAUGUCUUCCCAAGAUAAUUUUUAUUAAAAGUACUAAUAAAUAUAUUUAAUUCUAUCAACUAUUUAUACUUUCAUUCUUGAGAGUAGGUGCAUAAAUUAGGGCAGGCUGGUGUAGGGGUCCUAGUGCAUUACUUUUCCCAGGGGCCCAUGGUCCAUUUUGUUUGUCAGCCCUCAAAAAUACCAAGAGCAUGUGACCUUCUCCCCUUAUCCUAGGAUGCAGUGCUUGGGCCUGGAUGGCAAGUCAGAAAGUUCUUGGGUCUGGAUGGCCGGUCAAUAAGUUAUUGGGCCUGGAUGGCCAGUCAACAAGUUCUUGGGCCUGCAUGGCCAGUCAACAAGUUCUUGGGCCUUAAUAGCCAAUCAACAAAUUCUUGGGCCUGAAUGGCCAGUCAACAAGUUAUUGGGACUGAAUGGCCAUUCAACAAGUUCUUGGGCCUGGAUGGCCAGUCGACAAGUUCUUGGGCCUGGAUGGCCAGUCGACAAGUUCUUGGGCCUGGAUGGCCAGUCGACAAGUUCUUGGGCCUGGACAGCCAGUCGACAAGUUCUUGGGCCUGGACGGCCAGCCGACAAGUUCUUGGGCCUGGACGGCCAGCCGACAAGUUCUUGGGCCUGGACGGCCAGCCGACAAGUUCUUGGGCCUGGACGGCCAGCCGACAAGUUCUUGGGCCUGGACGGCCAGCCGACAAGUUCUUGGGCCUGGACGGCCAGCCGACAAGUUCUUGGGCCUGGAUGGCCAGUUGACAGGCCCUACCCUGCCCUGUCAUGUAGGGGAGUGGAGAAGGUCAUCAACCUUGUGUAAGCUUUGACAACAACUGACAGGAAGGUUAUACCGGGAAUAAACUCAAGGCCAAGACGAAUGAAUGGAAAUGCAGUUGGUUGGGGGUAAUGGUAAGCUUUCAAGAGAACCUGUCUAUAUAAUCUCCACUUAUCUGCAAAAAAUAUGGAUUUUCCAUCUUAAUAAAGCAUUUAUUACAAACUGACAAAAUAAAGAAGUUUAAUUACAGAUGUUUUUUUCUACAUUGUACGUAAGUACUUGUUUUGAUUCUAGCUAUGAAAAUGUAAAGAACUUUUAUAAUAAUCCGGUGAUGGACACUUUAAUAACUUUUGCAAUAAAUAAACCGUGAACGUAGUA